CUCCAUAAUUUUUUUCGGAUGUCGUGCUCAAAAGAAAAUAUAUUUUGUUUCUUCAAUAAAAAAAAAACAAAUCAUACUUUUUUGUGUGUUUCCCAUUGCAAUUGGAAAACCGAAACUUGUCAAACGACUACGUCACUCGCUGUCAUUUUGAAAUUACGAACAAAAUAAUCGAUUCUAAUCAACGAUUUUAAAUCAAGUUGCUAUACCAAAAUUUUUACUAUCAAAAUUCUGUGUAGAACAUGGACUCAGAAGAUAAUAUCGGCUAUCAGUUGGCGGAAAAUUUCAUAUUCUUUCAAGAUAUCGUAAAGAAGCCCGAAGAAGUGUUCGACUGCCGCUCGCAAGAAUACAAAUUAGCAAACGCUUGGCUAAACAAAUUGUCUAUGUUUGGCUUUGAGACGAUCGAAGACAUGCGACUGCGCAACGUAUAUAUGAGUCAUCUAGUCGCAUGUCUGAAUUAUGGUAAACUUACUGGACCCUUCACUUCAAUGCCCAGUCCGGACGGCGUGCUCGACAAAAGCGACUUUCAAACGCAGGAUAAGCCACGCCAAGCAGUCUGUCCACGACCAAAACCCGGCAUGUCGGCCUCACAAAAAGCUUGCCUCAACCCAAAAGGAGGCGGCGGUCGGCCGUGUGAAUGUGAUUACGUGUGUUGUGACCAAAACGAGCAGAAGAAAGAUUGUAGCAACAUGGGCGCAGCUUCGACGUUCGAUCACAUAUGCGGCUAUAUGAUGCAGUAUGUGAAUGUGCCCACUUGCUUGGACAGCCAGCUGCGCGCAACAGUCGAACACAAUCAAUACCAUGCACUCGAUGUGUUCCCGAACUGUGCGGAUGCUGCUGCCGCAACAACAUCGGCGGCUUUUUAUGGCCACAAAGCUGAUGAGAAAUGUGUUGGUGGCGCUUUUGUUGCUGCUGCGAGUAACUGUACAACUUGCGGUGAGAACAUGGAAUUCGAUCAUCAAUUUGUGCGCAGCCAAAUAACGUCGUUACUGGACGCCAUCGCGUCCGAAUUGCGUGGCGAGCAGUCGCCGGGCACGAAUGAUUAUCUGGAGUAUGAGUUGGCGCGCUAUAAGAACUUCAAGCUGCAAUUUCCCCAGGUGGCCGAAAAGAUAGCCAAGCUGAAGGCAGAACAGUCGCUACGGUCGUAUUUCUUGCUGAAUUUACAAAAUGAUCUCGUGAAGUUGCUGAACGACUGCUGCCUGCAGCCCGAAGUAAAUAUGAGGCCGACAUACAAUAUGCAUUAGUGGCGGGGUUUUGAAGCAUUUUUUUCAUAUUUAUUUUGCUAAUUGUUGGCGCGGUUCUUUGAGCGCCUGGUCCAUGCUUCGUGCUAACUAUAUUUUUUACUUGCGUUAUAUUCUUCCGAUCUGUACGACACAGUUUGAUUUUGUGAAUAAACAAAUAAAAUGUGCGUCUAAUUAACAUGAGAUUUUAAUAGUUUUUAUUUCGAUGGAACUAGAUCUUUAUACCCAUAAAGUAGAGCGCAGACUGUUCUAUGACUUCGAGUAGGUGGAAGGUCUGAAGGAUGAGUGCAGAGUUCUCAUAAUUACAGUGAGUUCAGACUCGAUUGUCCCAAUAAUCUGGUUAAGAAGGGGUUUGUGUGUGUCAUUGCUGCGGAAUGAUUGGAUAUCCGAUGAUGAUGUGGAGAGAGAGGGAUAUCUAGGGAGCAGGAAGCUUCUAGAUGAUAGGGUCAGAUGUAGGGCUGGGAUAAUAGUCCCAAUGGCCAAGCGACUGACGAAUGUAUCCGGGACGUUAGGUUAGUCGAGGCUUGGGUGCAUGUAAUUGUUAAAUGCUGGAUGAAUGGUCAAACCCCUGGUCACCAGACCAGAGCAGUAUGGAAGCUCAAGUGCUGGUAGUUUCUGCUCCGAGGUCCGACCGGAGACCUAAUUCUGGUACCACGGGGAGCCUUUAGAGUGCGCUCCAACCUGCUCAUGCGUACUGGUACUUAGUACUGAAAAUGCAUGGCCCGGCGUAACUCCUGGCAUUCUAUAGAAAUCGACUUAAAAUAUAACAGAACUAACAGCACAGCGCGGAGAUCAAUCAUAUCCAUAUUUUAAUGAAUGGAAAUAUCAAUAAAACUCUAUAAUCUCACUAAACGACCCACUGUUA
Molecule: messenger RNA, 2103 nt
Organism: Bactrocera dorsalis (oriental fruit fly)
Lineage: Eukaryota; Metazoa; Arthropoda; Insecta; Diptera; Tephritidae
Exons: 1
Coding region: 240-1241 (333 amino acids)
Source: RefSeq, a predicted model, not a curated record